Molecule: messenger RNA, 1262 nt
Organism: Drosophila melanogaster (fruit fly)
Lineage: Eukaryota; Metazoa; Arthropoda; Insecta; Diptera; Drosophilidae
Exons: 1
Coding region: 82-906 (274 amino acids)
Source: RefSeq, marked reviewed
UCACACUAAGCGGCCGGCGUUCUUGUUUUGAUUUUGUGUUUCUUCCUUUUCUUAAUUCGAGGACAGUAUGAGCCCCCCGCCAUGCUGGACGCUCUAAUUCGGGCAGCGGAGCUUGUGGAUCUGGUCCUGCUGCGUCCGCUGGCCAGCGUGAUUGAUGCAGUGAUUACUGGCGUGUACUACUUCCUGUGGGGCAGCUACCUCGUCGGCUUCUGUUUGGUGGAGGGCAGCAGGAAAGGAUGGAAUCUGUUGAGAUGCGCGGUCAGGAAUAUCAACGAGGGCAUCCGCGACUUGGGCCUCAUCACGCUAGAUGUGGCGGACUACUUCUACGGCGGCACCAAAGGCGGGCUCAAGAAUGUACUCGAUUUUGGUCACUGCAUAUCCCGAUUCAUCUGCAACUUACUCAUCGAUCUGGGUGAUGGCAUCUUGUGGCUGCUGAUGCUGCUGCCGAGGGCCAUACUAUUCCUCUGGGACUGCCUCCUAGACUUUGUGGUGCACUCAAUCGUGGCCCAUGGCUUGAGCUUGCUGAACAGUGCGUUCCGGGCCUCGAUAGGAUUGGCCCUGCUCCUCGUUCUCUAUAUGUUCCGCCGCUAUGUGUACCUGAUGCUCAUCUACCUGCUGCAACGUGGACGCAUUGAAAUCUCGACGAAGACGCAAAGCGUUUACCUAUGGACCCAUCAUAAAUUGCAACACUUCAUACACAAUGUUUGGUAUGUGUCAGAGAACGCAGGAUCCGCGAGUCCAGAACGCUGUGUCGUGUGCAUGGCUCAAAGCAGGAACGUAGUAGUCAUGCCAUGCCGGCACCUCUGCCUCUGCAAAGAGUGCUCCCUGCAGCUCGUGCUCCUUUUAGAAGACCGCUGUCCUGUCUGCAGGCACAACAUUACGUCGUUCCUGUCAGUUUACGUUUGAUAUAUAAGACUGCCAAUUGGAAUUUAACUUAUAAGUAAUUAUGAUUCUCAGAAGUUAACCAAAUGUCUUUGGUUAAGACACUUGUAAUAGAAAAAACAAAUAAUCUUUACAAAGCAGAACAGACAAAACAUUUUAAUGCAGCUUUCAAUUCCCAGACACCUAAAAUAUCAAGUAAAACAAGUUAAAUUGUUUUAUGUAUUUAUUUCAAACCAAUGAAAAUAUACGAUUUGUUUUGUAUACAUUUAUGUAAAUACGGUUUGGUUUUGCGUAUAACUAAUUUGCUCAAAAGACAGAUAUAGAAAAAACGUUUGUUUUGGGCUUACAUCGUUUAAGUAUAUAUAAUUAAAGAUUAAAUC